CGAACCGGAAGUGGUGUGCGUCUUUCCGCUUUGACCUCUCAGACAAGAUGGCUAUCCCGGAGCUGCUGCUGGACUCCAGUAUACGGCUGUGGGUUGUGUUACCCAUCGUCUUCAUCACCUUCUACAGCGGCCUCCUGAGGCAUCAUAUCACCCGGCUGCUGCAAGGGGAGAAGAAGACGGAGCUGGAGCCCCUGAGUGACAGUCAGGUUUUGAUCCGGAGCCGAAUCCUCAGGGAGAACGGGAAAUACAUCCCCAGGCAGUCGUUCCUCAUGAGGAAGUUGUACUUCAACGACGCAGAGACCGGCUUCUUCAAGAAGACCAAGAGGAAAGUGAUCCAGAAGAACCCAAUGACAGAUCCCUCCAUGAUGACGGAGAUGAUGAAGGGCAACCUCACCAACGUCCUCCCCAUGAUCCUCAUCGGCGGAUGGAUCAACUGGGCCUUCUCUGGCUUCCUGACGACCAAGGUUCCCUUCCCCCUGACCCUGCGAUUCAAGCCCAUGCUGCAGCGGGGCAUUGAGCUCGAGUCCCUAGACGCCUCUUGGGUGAGCUCUGCCUCCUGGUAUUUCCUCAACGUGUUUGGCCUGAGGAGCAUGUACACGCUGAUCCUGGGACAGGACAAUGCUGCCGACCAGAGCCGUGUCAUGGAGGACCAGAUGACCGGAGCGGCCAUGGCCGCACCACAAGACACCAAUAAAGCCUUCAAAGCCGAAUGGGAAGCCAUGGAGAUCACAGAACAUCAGUGGGCGCUGGAGAACGUGGAGGAAGAUCUCGUCUCGAAGGACCUGAACCUGGAGCAGUAAUCGCCACACGGCCAAAAAGACCUUACCCUUGGACACAGUAUUUUUUUUUUUCUUACAGAUUGCCAAAAUUAAAGUCCUAUUAUAAUA
Bufo bufo (common toad) is the source of this 887-nucleotide messenger RNA. Its product is annotated as ER membrane protein complex subunit 3-like. Gene Ontology annotation, cellular component: membrane; EMC complex. Gene Ontology annotation, biological process: protein folding in endoplasmic reticulum. The transcript has 8 exons. NCBI's taxonomy places the organism in Eukaryota, Metazoa, Chordata, Amphibia, Anura, Bufonidae. The record is from RefSeq and is a predicted model, not a curated record. Bases 48 to 800 code for a protein of 250 amino acids.